UGUGAAAGUUCACAUCUGGGCCUGGUUAUUAGUAAUCUUAAACAAAGGUGAGAACCACAAAAUCACAACUACUUUACUUAAACACUAAGUGAAUUUGUAAAUGAUAAACCUACAGUCGGGUCCAUAUAUACGCCUCAUUUCCUUCUAAUCAUCAGCACUUUAAGCAUCUUCUUCAUCAUUAGAUGAGGUACACUCUUCCUUGUACAUAUUUAUUACCAUAUAAGGGAUUCUUUCAAAGCAUUUUUGUUUUUAGCCAACCCUAAAUGUUGUCCAUAUUCCAUAUUUGGUGUGUCUUCUUCUCAUUUGUUGUCUAUGAUCACAACUUUUUGUGUAACUAAACCUAUAUAUACUCUGUUUAUGCUGAAUAAAGUUGAGAGACUUUGCUCUCUGACUUCUGUGUCAUUUCGCAACUCUACCAAGCGCUUGAGACAGGAAGUGUGCGACAGAGCGAAGGCGCCCCUUCAACUUUUGGGAGAAUUCAAAAGAAACAGAGACAGAAAUCUAACACAGGCACAAUGGCAUCACCGAAGGGUCUCAUCAUCGUCUGCCUGCUUCAUCUGUGUAUUCAAAGCAUUCAGGGGAAUGUGAACACUGCCGCCCUUGCUAAAAUGAUCCAGUAUUUUGAUGACAAUGUCCAGCCAAACACCAAGCCUGAUGCUCAGUACGCAAUAGCGAUCAGAGUCCUAAGGGCUCAGUGUACAAAUGAAAGCUUUGAUAUCGAGACUGAGUUCAGCAGGGGAAAUGCAACAAAUGUGAGAGAUGUUCUCAAUAGAGGAGAAAUGUGUGUACUCUGCACACCAUCAGAAAAUGUUAUUGCUGCACGGCCAACGCGAAAAAGACCAAAGGAACAUGCUGAGCAUAGACUGCUCUAUCCUGUAGGUAAUUCUCCUAUGGACAAACUUCUAAAAAAGGCAGAUAAGGAUAGCUGUGUAGUUUUCUAUACUUACAACUCUCCUUGUGUGAAACAGUGCAUUCAGAGUACAGACAAUAUUUUGCCGGGUCUUUCAAACUGGAUAAACGAACAAAAAGAGGCAAUGAAUGUUUUUGUCUUUGAAAAGAUCUAUGAGAAGGACUCUAAGAAGGACAUGGAAAUAUAUAUCCGAAAGAUUUAUGCGAAAGUGCCUCUUUAUCGGUGUACUAGUAAUAAUACGAUGGAAUGUAAGAAUUGUGUGGACCAAAACAGUAAGGUGGAUUCCUUCUGUCUGCCUGAAAAGAAAUGAUUACUUUUCAUGAUUACAGUCCAAGAAAAAGCUUAUGUCGAUGAUCAAACGGUGGCGUGUUAAUGGAUAAUUUCCACCUCAUAUCUUUCACAAAGCGCUUUCGGCCCAGCACACACUGCGCUAUGAAAUCAGAAUCAUUACUCACCAAACACACACUCUGUGAAGUAUUAUUCUUGAUCAACCGUUCUGUGCCUAAUAAAAUUUUAAUCACGUA
Ictalurus punctatus (channel catfish) is the source of this 1434-nucleotide messenger RNA. RefSeq lists its product as uncharacterized. NCBI's taxonomy places the organism in Eukaryota, Metazoa, Chordata, Actinopteri, Siluriformes, Ictaluridae. The transcript has 3 exons. The record is from RefSeq and is a predicted model, not a curated record. Bases 516 to 1220 code for a protein of 234 amino acids.